Messenger RNA from Anopheles aquasalis, 2530 nucleotides. RefSeq lists its product as uncharacterized. NCBI's taxonomy places the organism in Eukaryota, Metazoa, Arthropoda, Insecta, Diptera, Culicidae. The record is from RefSeq and is a predicted model, not a curated record.
GGUGUGCGAAGGAUAGGACGAAUUUUCGCAUCAGUCACCAGCAGCAGAAGCAGCAGCAUCGGUAGUGUGCGUCCGUACAACAAACGCUGUGCUGUCCAUUAAAUUAGCUUCCAUUAAGCUGUAGAGUGGGAAAAAAGAGGCAAAACAGAAUCUUCGAUUCAAGUGCCCAAUAGUUGGAAUUGAUCUAGUGAACGUCUGGAAUUGCCAUCCUAGUAGGAUUCCCUCUCCAGGCCUCCUUAGUAGGCUGAACAGCAGCAUCCAAGUGAACCAGCCCAGCUCAAGUGAGCUGCUGCACACAAAGACGGCUGCUGCUGCUACUACUUUGAUUGUUUUGCCAUUUCUGCACUGUCUUUGGUGACGUGCACGGUAUUGUUCUACCAUCUGACCAUCGAAAAAAGUGUCCUUUGGCUUCGCACGCAACAAGCAACGCACGGAUUGACGCACACACGAAGCCCUGGUACGGUGAUAAACGCGCAUCGCUGCUCUAGAGGCCACCUUGCUGUACUUGCGUGCAUGUGGGCAGUACUUCGUGAUACGGCAGUCGGUUUGCUUGCCGAAAUACACUCACUACAGAAUGAGGCCAAAAUGUCAAUUAUAAUAGCGAUUGUCUUCAUGGGGUUGCUUGAGCUGGGCCGAUCGCAAUACCUAACAAACACUGUACAUAAGACAUCAGCUGCGACGGAGAAGAUUAAUGAUCUGUGGUGCUACUCGUGCAAUGCUACCGACGAUGGCGAAACGUGCAUCGAGCUGUCCUCUGGCAACAAUAUGACCUACGCUAAAAAGUGUAGCCCCGACGAGUACAUCUGCAUGGUCAAACAGUUCUCCUACACGACCAGCACGGAAAACUCGACCUCCACACCGAAACUGUGGUCACUGGAGCGGCGCUGCAUCAACACGUGCGAAGCCGGUUGCAUAAUCAUCGGCGAACGGACGAAACUGUACGCGUGUACCAGCUGCUGCGAGAAGUCAUUCUGCAACACGGGCCGUGCUCGAUCGGUGAGCCUGAUCGCAGACUUCCGGACACGCACGGCAGCCCUGAUGGCGUUCUCGUUGCUAGUGAUGUUUAGCGUAGGGAAACCGAUUCUAGCACCGGGACCGAUGCUCUAGCUGUAAGCCGAAUAUUCCAAUUUCUAAACCAACUGGUCCAACUAGCUCUCCCCCUUCGGUCAUCGUAUCAGAUAUCUCCUUGCCCACUCUCUCCCCGAAAUCAGAGGCAAGCAAGUAAGGGACCCGCAGACCGGGCCUCCAAUCCCCUUUCCUUUUUUUUUUGGGGGGGUCGAGAAAUGUACGAGAAGAGUUCAAUUCUAAACGAGCAAAAGACGCGAAGGUGAAGACGAAAUCGGAACGUAUCUCCUCUGCACGCACUAUCCUCAAGCUAAAUUUAGGUAAAUCGCAAUCGAUCGACCCAUGAUGGUGGACGUUCUCACGAUCAUCCAGCACAACAACCACAUUAUUCGUGUUCCAAAACGCGCGUUUCCCAUUAUUCCGCGAUAGCCCCCAAAGUAGGCGUCACGUCGUUACGAUUUAGAUAGAAUUUGAAAGACAAAAAACAAAUGAAUCGAGGACCCAUUGUUCCCGGUGAAAUUCGAAGUAGCGUGUAAGGAAAAAAAUAAAACACAAAAUAGGGUUCGAAAGUCAUUUAAAAAGAAACUUUGGAAAAUUUCAUUCUAACAUCCCCAACAACACACGUACGAUUCCUUCGCGUACACCCAAAAAACACAACCCCGGCUCUAGCCAACAAAAGAAACUAGGACAUAGGAUUGAAUUAGUCGGCACGAAACCGUUGGAAACGUGAAUUGAAGGCGCAGGUUUAUAGGAUUUGUUCGUUUUUUUGGUCUUACAAAUAGCGAAAUGUUGUAGCGUGAAUCGAUGAAUAUUACAUAUUCUAAAAUUAUCAAAGUUUUAAUACAACCACGCAGCAGUGCAGAGAGAGAGAGAGAGAGAGAGCAGAAGCAGAGAAAACUGCAAAACCUGUUCUGACACUAGGCCAAACACACACCCCUCAUUCCUUCACCGAUCUAAGCAACCAAGGACCCAUAGACACUCUUUGUCGCGUACCAGCACGAUCACGUACGGGAUGCGUGAUCAACUUCUGCAUCAAUACUGUGCCAACGUACGUCCCCAAUGAGUGGGCGACAUUUUAAUGAGCGAAAUUAAUUUGCCAAGCAACCGUAGCAUCUCCCUUGAACCAAGAACGAAGAACCAACACAGUCGUGCCGGUUGGUUCGAAGUUGUAUGUGCCACCACAGUCCAUCUUGACGGACGAGCCAAAUGAAUAGAACUAGAACGUAGCACGCUAGAGCAUAACCGCACUAGCGAAACCGGAAGGGAGCCACAUGUACAACGCCAGAAGGUGAAAAUGAAAGAGAAGACUUGGAUCUAGCAACCGGAGGAACAGCAGCAGCAGCAUGGUUCGCUUGUUCGAUAAAAGCCAGAAGUGAGCACGUCAGGGGCGCUGAAGGAAUUUUCCGUUCGUUUUCGGUACGUUUUUUCGGAUACUUAUGUCUAAUGUAAGCAUAUUUUUCCAAUA